CGAUUUCCAAGCAAUUCUGUCCUGGUGACUGUGCCCAGGUUAUGACGACUAACCCCAAACCCAACAAGGCAUUAAAGGUCAAGAAGGAGGCGGGUGAGAACGCACCGGCGCUCAGUGAUGACGAGCUGGUGAGCAUGUCAGUGCGGGAGCUGAACCAGCACCUGCGCGGACUCACCAAGGAGGAGGUGACGCGGCUGAAGCAGCGCCGGCGCACGCUCAAGAACCGCGGCUACGCGGCCAGCUGCCGCAUCAAGCGGGUGACGCAGAAGGAGGAGCUGGAGCGGCAGCGCGUGGCGCUGCAGCAGGAGGUGGAGAAGCUGGCCCGGGAGAACAGCAGCAUGCGGCUGGAGCUGGACGCCCUGCGCGCCAAGUACGACGCCCUGCAGACCUUCGCGCGCACCGUGGCCCGCGGCCCCGUGGCGCCCUCCAAGGCGACCACCACCAGCGUGAUCACCAUCGUCAAGUCCGCCGAGCUCGCCUCCCCCUCCGUGCCCUUCUCGGCCGCGUCCUAGAGCACGACCCAGGCGCGGGGG
Orycteropus afer afer is the source of this 533-nucleotide messenger RNA. RefSeq names its product MAF bZIP transcription factor K (gene MAFK). Gene Ontology annotation, biological process: regulation of transcription by RNA polymerase II. Gene Ontology annotation, cellular component: nucleus. The record is from RefSeq and is a predicted model, not a curated record. Lineage: Eukaryota; Metazoa; Chordata; Mammalia; Tubulidentata; Orycteropodidae. Gene Ontology annotation, molecular function: DNA-binding transcription factor activity, RNA polymerase II-specific; RNA polymerase II cis-regulatory region sequence-specific DNA binding.